AGCCCUAUAGAUGUUAUAGGCCCAAUGUAUAAUCUAGAAAAAAAGCCUAUUAUGUCAUGCAGUGUAGUUCAGUGCGCCAUCGUUUGAUGAUUAACCCAGUCAACUCAACUCCCCCUGAUUCCGGACUGUUUCGCAACCAGGGCUUGUGUCCAAAAAUGGCAUACUGUUCCCUACAUAGUGCACUACUUUCUACCAGAUCCCUAUGGGCCCAGCUCAAAAUAGUGCACUAGAUAGGGAAUAGGGUGCAGUUUGGGACGAAAGAGAUCCGUUGAGCAGCGGAGCGCCCGCCUGGCUGGCAGACUGUCUGUUUCUAUCAGUUGUGUUCAGAUUAUCGCCGUCAGUCAGCAUGGCCCUUCUCUCCACUCUCACGCCGGUGUUCGUGGCUGUUUUAUGCGUGAUCCUAGUUUUUCUGUUCAAAAGCUCUCAGAAGAAGGAGAACAAGGCAGUGAAACCCGAGCGGAAGCCCGAGGCCGAGGCCCGACCGUGGGUGGACGAGGAUCUUCAGGACGACACAGAGAUCCGACACAAAGAUGAAGAGGAUGGUGAUUGGGUGGAGAGUGGUGGGGAGGAGGAGCUGGCCCACGUGCCCUACCCAGCUUCUCGGUACCCCGUAGAGGUCAUGGUUCAGAGGUCACAGGACUUCUUCAGUCUGAUGAACCAGAGGAGGUCUGUCCGAUUCAUCAGCCCCGAGCCCGUUCCACGACAGGUCAUCGACAACGUCAUCCGCACUGCAGGCACAGCCCCCAGUGGAGCCCACACAGAACCCUGGACGUUUGUGGUGGUGUCAGACCCAGAGGUGAAGCACCAGAUCAGGCUAGUGGUGGAGGAGGAGGAGGAAGUCAACUACCGCCAGAGGAUGGGGGACAAGUGGGUCAGUGACCUGCAGAGGCUCAGGACUAACUGGGUGAAGCAGUAUCUUGAUGUGGCUCCCUACCUCGUGUUGAUAUUUAAACAGACGUACGGCAUCGUCGCUGGAGGACAGAAGAGGACUCAUUACUACAAUGAGAUCAGUGUGUCCAUCUCCUGUGGCCUGCUAUUGGCCGCGCUGCAGAAUGCAGGUCUGGUGACGGUGACGACGACGCCCCUCAACUGCGGCCCCCAGCUCAGGCUGCUCCUCGGUCGGCCAGCCAAUGAGAAGCUGCUGAUGCUACUUCCUGUUGGUUACCCCGCCCCCGACGCCACCGUGCCCGACCUCACCCGCAAGCCACUCGACGACAUCAUGGUACACCUGUGACAUCAUCAUAAAGGGCCCGGCAGAGUGACAUCCUAGAUGUAGGGGUGCCUUCUGUCCUCGUCUCCUCCCAGUCAUCUGCAAUGAUUUGUAAAGCAGCAACAGUCAUUAAAAUGUUUACUAUUCUAAUAAAUGCAACAGUUGGACAA
Messenger RNA from Oncorhynchus mykiss (rainbow trout), 1380 nucleotides. RefSeq names its product iodotyrosine deiodinase (gene iyd). Gene Ontology annotation, molecular function: oxidoreductase activity. Gene Ontology annotation, cellular component: plasma membrane. NCBI's taxonomy places the organism in Eukaryota, Metazoa, Chordata, Actinopteri, Salmoniformes, Salmonidae. The record is from RefSeq and is a predicted model, not a curated record.